Molecule: messenger RNA, 2792 nt
Organism: Schistosoma haematobium
Lineage: Eukaryota; Metazoa; Platyhelminthes; Trematoda; Strigeidida; Schistosomatidae
Exons: 1
Coding region: 68-1750 (560 amino acids)
Source: RefSeq, a predicted model, not a curated record
AUCAUUCCAAAAAACACAAGGUCAUAACAAGAAUUUAACUUAGUUAUUUACAUUUACAAUAAGUUUCAUGUAUUUUACUUCAGUUAUCCUACUCUCAUCAUUAUUAUUAGUAUUUUCAUUUUUACUUAAUUUUAUUCCAAUUUUCAGUCAUUUAAACGUCUGCCCAAAUAAUAAAACUGUUAUAUACAAUAAUAAUAAUGAAUUAAACAAAUGUUAUGCAUUACAAUUGAAUUUAGCUAAACAACGUCAUAUUAUUAGAUUAAUUAAACGUGAUCAAUUUACAAUGAAUUUACAAUUAGCUUGCCAUUUAUGUUCAAAUGAUAAUCCAAUACAUUUUCAAUGGUAUCGUAUUCUACGUAAAAAAUAUAAUCAAACAAUAUUUCAUUUAAGUAAUAAAACACUCUAUGAUCAUAAAUGGAUAUUGAAUAGAGAUUUACUUGAACCAGUUCUAACUAAUACACUCAUAAAUGAUCCAUGUUUAAUAAAUAGAACAAAUGAAUUAGUUUAUAAAAAAUUUGAUCCAUAUCAUGAUUCUGGUACUUAUGUAUGUCAAUCAUUAAAUAAUAAUAAACAUCCUUUAAAUUUUAUAUGGUAUCAUAUAGAUUAUAUUAAUUCUUAUACAAAUACAUGGUCUAGAUUAAAUUUACCAUUUAUAGAACGAAUGAAUAAAUCUGUAACUACAUAUAAUCAAUUAAUACAAUUACAAAAAUAUAUUGAAGAAGAAAUGAAUCGGCCAGAAUAUUUUCAUGAUCAAACAUUCAGUUUAUUACGUAUUACAUCAAAAUCAUUUCAUAAUUCAACACAUUAUAAAUAUUGUGGUAAUAUCCAUGUCAAACAAAAUCGUGUUUGUUAUAUACAGAUACCAAGAAAACUACCAAUCCAUAUUGAUAAUAGUAAUAAUAACAUAGAAGAAAUAAGAUUAAUUUAUUUUAUAUUAUUCAAUGGUUUCUAUGAAUUUGGACAAUUUUAUGAUGAUGAUGAUGAUACUAAUCAAUUAAAUUUUUGGCGGUUAUUUAAAAAAUCUUCAGAAAAUUUAGCAACUCAAUUAGGUUUUCAAUUAUUUUUAAAUAAAACUUAUUUAUACAUACCAUGCCAAUAUAAUUUUUUUAAACAAUUACCUAAUUUAAACAAAACAUUUCAACCAUUAAACAUAUUAAAUCUUUAUAUAACUAUUACAUAUCAUUUACAUUGUGUGCAUCAAUUAGAUACAAUAGAAAUGAUGAAUUUACCUUUAAAAUAUGAUGUAACUAAGAUGAAAUUAAAUAUUCAUGAUUAUCAUCAUGUAAAUUAUAUGAAAUUAGAAAAAUUAGCUAUGGAAUAUGAACCAUUCAUAACAUUAGACUGUUAUCUUACUAAAGAAUAUAUAUGUAACCAUACUACUGCCACUAAUAAUAAUAAUAAUCUCAUUAAAUGGAGUACAACUAAUUUAACAUUUUAUUCACCUACUAUAUUCAAUGAAAGAAUUUAUAUGAAUGAAAAAUGUCAAUUAAUUAUUCAUAAUGUCAAAUUAAUUGAUUCUAAUAUUUAUAAUUGCUACAUAAAAAAUCAAUAUCAAUCAAAUAACCCAUGGCAACUAAAAAUAUCAUAUAGAUUAAAAAUUGAAAAAUCUUAUUAUCAAUGGCCUAGUAAAAAUAAUUUAUUAAUUGGUUUAUUAUUUCUUGUUAUAUAUAGUAUGUUUAUUAUAAUAAUAUGGUUUAUUUUAAUGAUUUAUAAUGUAUAUAUAUUUAAACAAUUAGGGGAGAGACUAUAACUUAUGGACGGACCAACCAGGUAUAAGAUAACAGGUCUUGAAUUUUUAACGCGAAAUUCACUCAACCAUUUGACUUAAUAGUGUGUUAGCAUUUUAGCUAAUGUCAGUUCAUGAUGAAAUCCCUUAAUCUAGUUCCUAACCCUAACCAUCAAAUGUAAAUCAUAAUUCUAAUUUCUUACAUUGCUUUAUAGUCAUCAUUUAGUUCUAGUUAGUAGGUAGGUGUUCCCAUGGUUAUUUUAGCAUCACUCAAAGGUCGUCCAUAUAUUAUAAUCUCACUCAAUUAGUUUAUAGUAGCUCACGUGAAAUUGAGUUUGUUCACAUUUAAUUUGAUGAAGCCGUUUUUUGUUAACUUAUUUAACACGAAUAGUCAUUCGUACAAUAACAAGUUAUCUUAUAUCAUUGUACCUUUAUUAUUAUUGCACUUAUAUGAAUAUGUAUACUUGAGCAUUGUUUACUGCCUAUGCAUAUAUUCACUCUGCUAGCCUUACUAUCAACCGCUUAAUUGAUUCAGUGAUUCAUUCAUUUCACUAUAUAUAUGUACACUUUGAUCCUGUUCAUUGACUGGCUCAUUCAACUCGCUUGCUCUUUCAUGCUUGUGUACAGUACUUGUAAUUUUGGUGUCCUGUGUGUGGUGCAAUAAUAAAUGUAAUCAACACUUCGUAUUCGCCUUCUGAUUAACUCACCGUUGGGACGUUAUCUAGUGACGGUUAUCAGGACGAACUGUAUACGAAGUUUAAGGAUUAUAUUGAAUACCGACCACCACACACUUGUAAACCAUCUAUCAACAUCCCCAUCGAAUCACCAAUGUGUAGAACUCGUCAUCUCAAUACGUGGACGAAUGUGUACUCACUGACACAAGGGGAAGUUUAAGAUAGACCAUCAUUUCAAAUAUUGUGAUUUGAAAAUGAUGGCUUCUACCAACUUCAUGUUCAGCUAAGAUCUUGAUAUUAAUCUAAUGUUAACCAAUAUGCAUGGUCGAUAAUUGCCGUAAACGGGAGGAUAUAUUGGCGAACAAUGUACGGAUGGAUUAUAACUAUUUCUG